AACCAACCACACAGGAAGAAACAGAUAGAAAUUUUUCCUUCCUUCCUUUCCUUCCUUCUUAUAAAGCAGAGACAGCUUCCUCUUCUCCUUCUCCAAUCCAGUCACUUUCCAAGAAGAAAGAAAGCUCCCUGCUCCUCCCGCGAGAAGGAGAAGCUUCCUCCCUCAUCCAUGGCGUCCCUGUCGUUGCUGCAGUGACCGCAGGAGGAAGAAGUUGGUCAUCCCCGCGAAGGAAACAUGGCGUACAACCACGGUCAAAUGCCGCAGGAGCAAGUCCCCUUCCACCACUACUCCGACCAGGGGGGCCACCACCAGGGCAGAGAUGGCGUGCACAAGUUCUUCUCCGCCUCCAUCCUCCGCCCCCAGAACUUCCUCCGCCUCGACUCCGAGCCCAGCGCCCACGCCGACGACGCCUCCGCCGCCGCGGCCGCCGCCUCCUACAACAACGACGACGGGGCCGGGGAGGAGGAGAUGGUCGAGGACGACGACGGCGGGGGCGGCGGGGGGGAUUACGAGAGCGCGAGGCACAAGGCGGAGAUCCUGAGCCACCCGCUGUACGAGCAGCUGCUGAACGCGCACGUGUCGUGCCUCAAGAUCGCCACCCCCGUCGAUCAGCUGCCGAGGAUCGACGCGCAGCUGACGCAGUCGCAGCGAGUGGUGGCGAAGUAUUCCGUGCUGGGGAAUGGUGGGGUCGUGGACGGGAAGGAGCUCGAUCAGUUCAUGACACAUUAUGUUCUAUUGCUCUGUUCCUUUAAAGAACAAUUACAGCAACACGUUCGUGUUCAUGCUAUGGAAGCAGUGAUGGCUUGUUGGGAGCUGGAGCAAGCACUUCAAAGCUUAACAGGAGUAUCUCCUGGUGAAGGGACAGGGGCUACAAUGUCCGAUGAUGAUGAGGAUCAAGAUGAUAGUGAUGCCAAAUUGUUUGAUGGAAGCUUUGAUGGCCAUGACAGUAUGGGAUUUGGGCCUCUAGUUCCAACUGAAAGUGAGAGAUCCUUGAUGGAACGGGUGAGGCAAGAGCUGAAGCAUGAGCUCAAGCAGGGCUAUAAGGAAAAGAUUGUGGAUAUCAGAGAGGAGAUUCUGCGCAAGAGGAGAGCCGGAAAGCUGCCAGGUGACACCACCUCUCUAUUAAAAGCGUGGUGGCAAACACACUCCAAGUGGCCCUACCCAACAGAGGAAGACAAAGCAAGGCUAGUACAAGAGACGGGCUUGCAAUUGAAACAGAUUAAUAAUUGGUUUAUAAACCAACGGAAAAGAAAUUGGCACAGCAACCCUUCGUCUUCCACAGUUCCCAAGAGCAAACGCAAGAGAAGCCAUGCAGGUGAUCCGGAUAAAGAGAGACCUAUGUAAAGCAACGUCAAAAGCCACUUUCCAUCUAUUGGUUUGCAACAACUGCCACUGUGAGCCCUUUCGAGAGGAAAGGUCUCGGCUGAUAGUUAACAUGGGCAGCGAGAAGACAGCAGUUUGAAGAUGGUAUAGCAAAUGUUACGAUGGAUCAGCUAUGCAGAUCGAUAUACUUAAAACGAUGCUUAAGAAGAGAAGGGUCGAAACCCCCCCUCGGCUUCUUGCCCACCUCUUUCUAACGGAGAAGUGUAUUGCUGUGGUACUGUGUUUACCUUGCCAGAAACGUGAUGCGGCAUGAUUGCUAUUAAUAUAUCUUGUGGCGACAUUUGUGCUUAUCCGAUGCUAACCUAAUGAUCAUGUCUCUUCGUGGUGGAGUUUUUCUUUCAAAUGUUCUCAUUUGAAGCACUUCCAGUCGAAUUAUGGAAAGGAGCUUUACACAAGCAUCAUUUUAGGCAGAAGUUGCUUGCUGGUGGCUGAUAAGAACUGCACCAGUCUUGCAUCAUGGAAACAGGGUAUAAUGUUGCUUUCAGCAUCAUGUCAAAAACA
This is a messenger RNA of Eucalyptus grandis, 1884 nucleotides long. RefSeq names its product homeobox protein knotted-1-like 3. Gene Ontology annotation, cellular component: nucleus. Bases 235 to 1344 code for a protein of 369 amino acids. The record is from RefSeq and is a predicted model, not a curated record. The transcript is spliced from 6 exons. Gene Ontology annotation, molecular function: DNA binding. Gene Ontology annotation, biological process: regulation of DNA-templated transcription. Lineage: Eukaryota; Viridiplantae; Streptophyta; Magnoliopsida; Myrtales; Myrtaceae.